Brenthis ino (lesser marbled fritillary) is the source of this 1335-nucleotide messenger RNA. NCBI's taxonomy places the organism in Eukaryota, Metazoa, Arthropoda, Insecta, Lepidoptera, Nymphalidae. The record is from the annotation of a GenBank genome assembly.
AUGAUAUAUCCACAAGCACCUAACUUUGAAUCCAUUGUUCUGCAGAGACUUCGAAAUGCAGGGAUUCAUUAUGGUACCAGUACCUUUGAAAUUCGGCGUAUAGCUCAAUUAUCCAUCCUCUGUUUUCUAGUCACUAACGUGACCCAAGUAAUAGCACUAUUUAUGGCCAAAGAAGAUCCAAAUAAACUUUUCGCUUGCUUCAGCGUUUUAUCCUUCUGUUUAAUGGGAUUCCUAAAACUUUGGUCGUUAAUAGGAAACCAGGGAAGUUGGCGGUUCUUAAUUGCGAAAGCGUCGUUUAUGGAAAGUGAUCAGUUAAAAUAUAACCAAAACGUUAUGCCGGACUACGAAUCGGAUGAUGAGGAAGAAAAUCAUUUUUCUAAGCAUAUACAAAGCUAUACCAAGAAUUUUUUGACUAUCUCCACAUAUUUAAGUAGAAUUUACAGUUUUACAGCAGUAGUGUUCAUAGCUUCACCAUUUAUUGAAUAUAGAAUAUAUGUAUGGCAAGGAAAAGACGUUAUUGAAUCUCCACAUAUUUUGCCUGGUUGGGCACCCUUGGAGAUGUAUCCCUUUGGUUAUGGCCUUACCAUUUUAGCAGAAAGUAUUGCCGCCGUGUACUGCGUUAUGGUCCAUGUAGCUUUUGAUUUAACUGCAGUGGGUUUAAUGAUAUUUAUACGUGGCCAGUUUUCAUUGCUUUAUGCUUAUAGUGAGAAUAUUGGAGGUAUAGGACAAAAAUGUAAUUUAUCUAAGAAAAGGGAUGACCGCGCUCAUUUUAGAAUAAUAAAAUGUCAUCAAAUACAUGUGUCAUUGUUAAGAUCAGUAAAGGAAUUGGGAAAGCUAAUUGAAAAUAUUUUGGGAAUUUAUUUUUUCGUAGCUACUCUCACUUUGUGUUCUGUAGCGGUGCAAUUAAAAUGGCAGCAACUGAGCGCUACGCAGUUGAUAUCCCUUUUGCAGUACAUGUGCGCAACAUUAACGCAGCUAUAUCUUUUCUGUCAUUAUGGAGACGCGGUAUUUAAUGAGAGUUCCGUUACCUUGGGCAGUGGUCCAUUUUCUGCAGCGUGUUGGUGCGUCAGUUCAAAGAUAAGGCGUGAAAUAGCAUUGCUUUGCGUAGGCAUGUCCCGACCUUGCAGGAUGAGGGCAGGGCUUUUUAACUGGCUUGAUCUGCCAUCUUUUAUUCAGCUCAGGAUGGGCGUUUGUUCAGCAUGGUACGGUAGAGCAACAGUCAGGUUGUCGUGGUUAAAUGCAUCGUACGGGCAGCCUACAGUUAUUAUGCAGUACUACGACAAACAUCAGAAUGAAUUACUCUCGUCACUCACUUGUAAUAAACAUACUCGUAUA